AUGAUCCUCACGAACGGCAAUAAGCGCAUCCAAGAUGCCCCAGAACCUAUCGCGAUCGUUUCUGCGGCGUGUCGAUUACCGGGGCAUGUGAACAGUCCGCACAAGCUAUGGGAACUUCUUCAGUCUGGCGGCAUUGCCGUUUCCAAUGAGGUGCCCAAAUCUCGUUUUAGUUCAGAGGGCCAUUUCGACGGGUCAGGCAGGCCCGGCACCAUGAAAGCCCUGAGCGGCAUGUUCAUCGAGGAUAUCGAUCCUGCCGCCUCUGAUGCUUCCUUUUUCAACCUCACCCGGGCUGACGCUAUUGCCAUGGAACCCCAGCAGCGCCAGCUGCUUGAAGUAGUAUACGAGUGCUUCGAGAAUGGUGGUAUACAGAUUGAGAAAGUGAGUGGGAAACAAAUAGGAUGCUAUGUUGGCAGUCUGAACGGCGAUUACCACGACAUGCAGAUGCGAGACCCUGAGCAAAGGAUGUCGGGUCAUGCGGUUGGCACGGGUCGUGCCAUACUGAGUAACAGAAUUAGCCACUUCUUCAACCUACAAGGAUCUAGUUUCACAAUUGAUAUAGCGUGCUCUAGCGGCCUUGUGGGAGUAGACGUAGCCUGCAAGAAUCUACGCGCGGGGACACUGACCGGAGCAGUCGUGGCAGGUGUCAAUCUGUGGCUAUCGCCGGAACACACUGAAGAAAGGGGCACUAUGCGGGCAGCGUACUCGGCUAGUGGCAAGUGUCACACCUUCGAUGCUAAGGUUGAUGGUUACUGCCGAGCGGAGGCUGUUAAUGCUGUGUACCUGAAGCGUCUAUCAGAUGCUGUGAGGGACGGCGAUCCUAUCCGCGCAUUGAUUCGGGGGACAGCGAGUAAUAGUGAAGGGUGGACUCCCGGGAUCAACAGCCCUAGCUCCGAAGCGCAAGCGGCGAUGAUUCGCGAAGCUUAUAGAAAUGCUGGUAUCGACAGCAGCGAGUACGCCGAGACGGGAUACCUCGAGUGCCAUGGAACUGGUACACCGGCGGGAGAUCCUAUUGAAGUCAAAGGCGCGGCGUCAGUGCUUGCUCACAUGCGCCCAGAAGCGAACCCCUUGAUUAUCGGAUCUGUAAAAAGCAACAUUGGGCACUCGGAGCCAGGAGCAGGUCUCCCGGGUCUCAUCAAGGCGAUGCUGGCUGUCGAGGAGGGCAAAAUCCCCGGAAAUCCUACAUUCUUCAACCCAAAUCCUGCCAUCGACUUCGAUAACCUCCGGGUACAUGCCACACGAAUAAGUAUUCCUUGGCCCAAAGAAUCCAACCACUACAGACGUGCAAGCGUCAACUCUUUCGGCUUUGGAGGCUCCAAUGCACAUGCCGUACUAGACAACGCGGAUCAUCACUCAGCGCCAACAAAGAGUGGACAUGCCAGUAAGAUCGCAGUGGACGAGGCUCAGUUUUCCAAGACACCGCAAGAGGCAACAAGAACCGGCUUCGUUUUCACGGGCCAAGGCGCGCAGUGGUCACAAAUGGGGCUGGAGCUAGUCAGAACAUUCCCAGAGAUAGCUAAGCCCGUCCUCGAGCAGCUGGACAGCGUGCUGCAGGAAUUGCCAGGUGACCUCAAGCCAGAGUGGUCGCUGCUGCAAGAGCUAACGGAAGCUCGCUCGUCUGAGCAUCUUAGCAAGCCGGAAUUCUCCCAACCUCUCGUGACAGCGCUACAGCUGGCACAACUAGCGGUAUUGCAGUCCUGGGAUGUGCGAGCAGAAGCCGUUAUAGGUCACUCUUCUGGUGAAAUAGCAGCCGCGUGUAGCGCAGGACUCCUUACACCCAGGCAGGCUAUUCUGAAUGCGUAUUUCAGAGGACUCGCAGGUAAAAGUGCUUUGGCAACUAGUCCGAAGGGCAUGAUGGCUGUGGGACUCGGUGCACAGGAUGUCCAGCCGUACAUUGAGGGCGUACGUACAGACGUGGUAAUUGCUUGCUACAACAGCCCUGCUAGUGUCACUCUGUCCGGUUCUGCCUCCACAUUAGCGGAGCUGGAAGGGACCAUCAAGGCAGCUGGACACUUUGCCCGAAUGUUGCGAGUUGAGGUGGCAUACCACUCGCAUCAUAUGACCAAGAUAGCCAACCGCUACGAAGAGCUACUAAACGAGCACGGAAGGCUUGAAGAUGGCAGCAAAAGCAAGAAGACCUCGAAUCAUAUGAUCUCAACUGUGACUGAGGAUGAGGUUACUGGAGCUCAGGUCUGUAACGCUGCAUAUUGGAAAGCGAACAUGCUGUCACCCGUCCGAUUCGACGGGGCUUGCAACAAGAUGUUAAUAAACAAGAAACUUGCUCCCAAUUUCCUCAUAGAACUUGGGCCAAGCAACACGCUCGCAGGACCAGUCACCCAGAUUGCCAAAGCAGCCAAGAUUGACAACCUCACGUAUGCUGCAGCGAAUAAGCGUGGCCUCGAAGAGAGCGCCCGCGCAAUUUUCGACGUUGCAGGCAACCUGUUCCUGCAGAAUGCCGAUUUCUCACUUGACAAGGUGAACAUCCGCGACAAUACACCAGAUAAGGUGAAGCCCGCGCUGAUCGUCGAUCUUCCCAACUAUCAGUGGAAGCAUUCUACCCACUACUGGCACGAGAGUCUGGCCAGCAAAGACUGGAGGUUCAAGAAAUUCCCGGCCCAUGACUUGCUUGGUAGCAAAGUUCUCGGCACACUGUGGCAGAGCCCUUCCUGGCACAGAAUGCUCCGUCUGUCCGAUGUGCCUUGGCUGCGGGACCACCGGAUUGGAUCAGAGAUACUCUUUCCCGCUGCUGGCUAUCUUGCCAUGGCCAUGGAAGCUGUUCGCCAAACCGCCUUGUCGACUGCAACAGCUCAAGAUCGAGAUGUCCUGAAGACGAGAAAGUACCGUUACUGCCUUCGGGAUGUACAAUUUCCUCGAGGACUGGUGCUCGAGGAUGAUGUCGAAAUCCACAUCAUGCUUUUACUAAUGAACCUAGAUGCAUCAUCGUCUCGAGCACCAGAGGAUAUAUGCAGCUUGCCUUUGGAUAACCCGACACCUGGACAGAUGUGGUACAAGUCUCUAAGCGACGCUGGAUACUCUUAUGGUCCCGACUUCCAGAAACUGGUAGCAGUCGAGGGCACGGAGGGAAAGUCAGCCUCGCGCUCUCUUAUCUCUUUGGAACCGCCACGAUCCAAGUGGGAGCCGCAGUCAGAAUACCCACUGCACCCGGCUCCUCUGGAUAGUGUUCUACAGAGCAUGUUCCCCUCGCUUCAUCGUGGAAAUCGAACUAAACUAGACCAGCUACUCGUUCCCAGAGGAAUCGGUGAACUAACCGUCUCUGGUCACACCUGGAAGUCCGGAGAGGCAGUAUCUGUGACCACCUGGAACAAUGUGUCGGGAGACGCGUAUUUGUACGAUCCUGCCAGUGGAUCGCUAAUUAUGCAGCUCAACAGCGUGUCAUUCUCUCCCAUGUUGGAUGGCCGAGAAAGUAUUUACAUGUCACAUAUUUAUACCCAACUGAGGUGGAAGCCAUAUAUCCAACUUUUGGAUACAGAUGAGAAGCUCCAACAAGCACUCCGCGGUGGUGAUGGCACUGCUUCUUCCCAUGUACAGGAGAUUCUAGAUUUGGCAGCUCACAAGGCGCCUAAUUUGAGGGUUCUCGAGUUCAACCUCGCUCCCGGAAGUUUGGAAUCCCUGUGGCUUGCCAGAGAUCCAAUACCGCGUCCUGUUCGCACUGCCCUUACUGAAUUCCACUUUGCUGCCAACAGCGCUGAUACUGCGCUCGCCGCCCAAGAGAAGUAUGCAGAGUGGCCGGCGGCACGAAUUGCUCGCUUCAGUGUGCUUGAUCCUUUCAGCAAAACCUUUACUGUACCCGCAGGAAGGUCCAAGUUCGAUCUUGUGAUAAUCAGGUGGUCUCAACAUGAAUACUCCGGCGAGCUCGAGACCCUCGCCGGCAACUUGCGCCGUCUUACUUCCGAGGGCGGCAGUGUAAUAUUCUGUGAUCCCGAACAGUCCAGUCCCUCAGAAGGUCGAGGGCAUGAGCACAACCAUUUCCACGCUGCGCUGCAACGCUUUGGUCUCACUAAGGUUCGCCAGACGACGGAUGGGAGUUGCAUUGUCGCAGAGGUCAGCCCUGAACAGAAUCCCUCACUGCACAAUGACUCCAGAGUGGUUAUUGUGCGUUUCUCAGCUGCGCGCUCCACUAUUAUCGACCACACCAUUUCGCAGCUGCGACAAUAUGGCUGGGACUUGACUGAGAUUUGCAUCAAUAAUGAAUCCGGCAAUGGGGUUUCACAACUUCCCCCCAAAUCAACGGUGCUCGUUCUCGACGAAUUGGACCGGCCUUUGCUUGCCACAGCAACAGACCAUGAAUGGACAGCUCUCCAGGCGAUAAUACAGACAGAGUGUAACUUGCUUUGGGUGACGCAGGGCUCGCAAAUCAAGCCUACUGCGCCGCUUAAGGCCGUCGCCCAUGGUAUUUUCCGUACUGUCCGCGCCGAGGUACCCAAUUGUGACUCUGGACGUCGAAUCAGCUACAACGGAGAGUUUGGGCACAAACGUGUCUGCCAUCAAUAUGGCUCUGAGAGAGAUAACUUUAGCGGACAGAUCAUCCCUCCCCAUGGAGGUGCUGGCGUGGUCGUCCGCGUAGGCGACUCCGUCAGCACUCGCUAUGUCGGUCAGCGCGUGGCAGUGUUUGGCAGAGGCUGCUUUGCCAACAGAGUGACCGUCUCAUGCAAAGUUACCUUUCCUUUGCCUGAUGCUAUGUCGUUUGAGGAGGCUGCGACGCUACCAAUCGCCUUUCUCACCGGUUUAUACGCACUUGGUCAACUCGCACAUGUACAGGGAGAUGAUCGCGUCUUGGUCCAUUCAGCUUUUACUGAUGUCGGGAUCGCCUGCAUCCGACUCUGCCAGCGUUCGGGUUAUACUACCUUCGCGACGGUGGGCAGCCUGGAGCAACGCCAUUUUCUGACUCAGGAGCUUGGACUACCGGAAGAUCAUAUCUUCAUGUCGGAGCCUGCAGCAUUUCCUCGCGCUCUACACCACGCUACCAAGGGCCAUGGACUUGACGUUAUCAUCAGUCAGCCUACGAAUGGCAAUCUGGACUAUGAGAAUGCGCGGUUACUUGCCCCUGCCGGACGACUUAUCGGGAUAACAAACGGAGGCGCCGAUGUUGGCAGUUUGCUUAUAACGGGAUCUCUCGCUCCUAACUGUUCUUUCCAGAGGUUGGAUAUAACAGCUUUACCAGAGAGAACUAUCGAAUCAGUGGAAACUCAUAUUUGCAGUGUGUUCUUGGAGCUGUCUCGGCUCGUUACAGAUGGCAGAGUGCAGCCCCUAUUACCAAGCACACUUUUGGGUUAUGAAGAGAUACCCAAGGCACUUCAACUUCUUCGAGAAGGUACCCACGUCGGAAAGAUCGUUAUUUCAGACAAGCAUGGCACGAAGCUUGCUGUUCCGACCCGACCUGCAACGACCAUGGCACAGAGUCUUAUUAGCCCUGGCCACUGUUAUCUCUUCGUGGGUGGUUUGAAAGGUAUCUGUGGUAGUCUUGCCAUCCAUUUGGCCUCCCACGGGGCCAAGAACAUCGCCGUCAUGUCCCGCAGUGGUUCUGGAGACCAGGUAUCCCAGAGCAUCGCUCGAAACAUCAGAGCACUGGGGUGUUCUCUUGACUUGCUUCAAGGCGAUGUCACUUCUAUCAGCGACGUCAGGCGGGCUUUUAGCCAAAUCUCGGUUCCCGUUGGUGGAAUCAUCCAAGGAGCCGCCGUAUUCAGAGUGACGGGCACAUCCAAUCUACAUACAGUCUCCCUCGAAACAAAACAACCGAUCUCAUUCUUCACCAUGCUGUCUUCCAUUUCCGGCGUGAUAGGCCAGAAGGGACAAGCCAACUACGCCGGUGGUAAUGCAUUCGAAGACGCCUUUGCAGAGUAUCGCCGCGCAUCGGGGUUGCCCGCCAUUAGCAUUGACCUCGGACCCAUAGAAGACGUCGGCAUCAUUCACGGUAACGAAGACCUACAGAACCGGUUUGACGGAAGCACUCUGCUUAGCAUCAAUGAGGGUUUACUGCGCCGAAUCUUCGACUACUCUAUCCUUCAGCAACAUCCAGAUCCACAUCACCGUCUGAACGUCACGAGCCAAGGCCAAAUGAUUACAAGUCUACUUGUUCCCCAGCCUGAAGACAGUGAUCUGCUCAGAGAUGUCCGCUUUAGGGGCUUGCGAGUCCUCGGAGAGGAUAGUCCACGUUCACGACGGGACGCUAGCAAAGAUAAAGAGAUACAGAGCCUCUUGUUUCUGACCCAAUCCCAGGAUCCCGAUCGUGCAGCCGUGCGCGCCGCAGCUAUCACGGUUGUGGGUGCGCGGUUGGCAAAGCAGCUUCGCUUAACUGAUGCGGUCGACUCGGCACGUCCCUUGUCUUACUACGGGUUAGACUCACUGGCGGCUGUAGAGCUACGGAACUGGGUGCGUAUGACAUUGGCGACAGAGCUCACCACAUUGGAUGUAAUGAAUGCGGCCAGCUUGGGAGAAUUGUGUGAUAAGGUCGUCGGGAAAAUGGGAGUUGGCAUGUAG
Molecule: messenger RNA, 6495 nt
Organism: Aspergillus fischeri NRRL 181
Lineage: Eukaryota; Fungi; Ascomycota; Eurotiomycetes; Eurotiales; Aspergillaceae
Gene: fma-PKS
Product: polyketide synthase fmaB
Exons: 9
Coding region: 1-6495 (2164 amino acids)
Biological process (GO): fatty acid biosynthetic process; secondary metabolite biosynthetic process
Molecular function (GO): fatty acid synthase activity; 3-oxoacyl-[acyl-carrier-protein] synthase activity; oxidoreductase activity
Source: RefSeq, a predicted model, not a curated record